Coccomyxa subellipsoidea C-169 is the source of this 1362-nucleotide messenger RNA. RefSeq names its product 4-hydroxy-3-methylbut-2-enyl diphosphate reductase. The transcript has 8 exons. The record is from RefSeq and is a predicted model, not a curated record. Lineage: Eukaryota; Viridiplantae; Chlorophyta; Trebouxiophyceae; Coccomyxaceae. Gene Ontology annotation, biological process: dimethylallyl diphosphate biosynthetic process; isopentenyl diphosphate biosynthetic process, methylerythritol phosphate pathway. The coding region runs from base 1 to 1317 and encodes 438 amino acids. Gene Ontology annotation, molecular function: 4-hydroxy-3-methylbut-2-enyl diphosphate reductase activity; metal ion binding.
AUGCAGGUGACCCGCACAUCACCUGUCGUUCAGCUUGAUGGCCGUGCCUUCAGACGUUCUCUCAACAAAACUGGAAGAUACGUCAGGAAGCCCAUGGACGACGCCGAGAGCCUGGCUCUCAUGGAGGAGCAUGGAGUGGGCUACUCCUCGACAGGCCUUGUGGCUCGCAUGCGCGCCAAUGGAAAUCUAUGGCAGGAAGGGGUGAAGCUUGCGAAGGCAUAUGGUUACUGCUGGGGCGUGGAGAGGGCUGUGCAGAUGGCGUACGAGGCCCGCAAGCAGUACCCCAACUCCAAGCUGCAUGUUACCAACGAGAUUAUUCACAACCCCGCUGUCAACCAGCGGUUGAAAGAGAUGGAGGUGAACAUCAUUGAGGACGUGGGCAAGGGGAAGGACUUCUCAGGGAUCAAGGGGGAGGACGUCGUCAUUCUGCCGGCGUUUGGCGCCAGCUGGCAGGAAAUGAAGAUGCUCAGCGACAAGGGCGUCCAGAUCGUGGACACUACCUGCCCCUGGGUGGCCAAGGUGUGGAGCGCCGUGGACAACCAGGCGCGCAAGCAGCACACCUCCAUCAUUCACGGCAAGUACUCGCACGAGGAGACCAUCGCCACCGCCUCAUUCGCCACCACCUACCUCAUCGUGAGGGACAUCCCAGAGACGCAGUAUGUCGUGGACUACAUCCUCAACGGCGGAGACAGGGAGGAGUUCCUUGCAAAGUUCUCAAAUGCUAUGUCUGAGGGCUUUGACCCUGACAGGGAUCUGCUGCGCAUCGGACUGGCCAACCAGACGACCAUGCUGCGCGACGAGACGCUGACCAUCGGCAAGAUGCUGGAGAAGACUAUGAUGCAGAAGUAUGGGCCGGCCGAGCUGAAGGACCACUACAUGGUCCUGGACACCAUCUGCGACGCCACACAGGAGCGGCAAGAUGCGGUGACAGAGCUGGUGCAGAAGCAGAGCGACCCUGCCGAGCGCGUGGACUUCAUGCUGGUUGUGGGCGGCUUCAACUCCUCCAACACUUCCCACCUGCAGGAGAUUCCGGAGAUGGCGGGCGUGCCGUCCUUCUGGGUCAAUUCAGCGGCGUGCGUGGAUGUGGAGCACAACAAGAUCACCCACAAGUUGGCGCAUGGCGAGCUCGUGGAGACGCAGCCCUGGCUGCGCGAUGGACCGAUCACAGUGGGCGUCACCUCCGGCGCAUCCACACCGGACCGCGCAGUUGAGGAGGUCCUGGACAAGCUGUUCAGGAUCAAGGACCCAUCCUUCUCGGGCAUCGCGCAGCUGUCCAUGGAGGCCGCCCUCACGCCGCCCUCGCGGCCAGAGCACUGAGCGGCGUCACUAGAAAUGCGUGGCACGGAGCCGGUUGCAGGUUCG